This is a messenger RNA of Xenopus tropicalis (tropical clawed frog), 1544 nucleotides long. RefSeq names its product glycine C-acetyltransferase (gene gcat). Gene Ontology annotation, biological process: L-threonine catabolic process. NCBI's taxonomy places the organism in Eukaryota, Metazoa, Chordata, Amphibia, Anura, Pipidae. Gene Ontology annotation, molecular function: pyridoxal phosphate binding; glycine C-acetyltransferase activity; transferase activity. The record is from RefSeq and is marked provisional.
CUCUGCUGCUCGGCCCGUCUCUCUCUCUCUCUCUCCGUGCAGCUGAGCUGCUUCCAGCGGGCAAGAUGUGGGCACGCUGCCUGGCUAGGAGCCCCUUGAAGCCGGGAAGGGGUCUGUCCGCUGUUGCCCAGCUGAGGGGGGUUCUAGAGAAGGAGCUGGAGGCUAUCCGGGGUGCGGGCACAUGGAAGAGCGAGAGGAUCAUCACUUCCAAGCAAGGGCCCCACAUCAAGGUGGAAGGGAAAGAUACAGGUAUCUUGAACUUCUGUGCCAAUAACUACUUAGGCCUUUCCAGCCAUCCCCAGGUGAUCCGUGCUGCAUGUGAGACACUAGAGGAGUUUGGAGCCGGUCUCAGCUCAGUGAGGUUUAUCUGUGGGACACAGAAUAUCCAUAAGAGUCUAGAACAGAAGAUUGCCCGGUUCCACCAGAGAGAAGAUGCCAUCUUGUAUAUCAGCUGCUUUGAUGCCAAUGCUGGUAUAUUUGAGGCUCUUCUGUCCCCUGAAGAUGCAGUGCUCUCAGAUGAGUUGAACCACGCCUCAAUCAUUGAUGGUAUCCGCCUUUGCAAGGCCAAUAAGUACCGCUAUAAGCACAUGGACCUAGAUGAUUUAGAAGCCAAGCUUAAGGAGGCACAGAAGCACCGCUUGCGUCUCAUUGCCACAGACGGUGUUUUUUCUAUGGACGGAGACAUUGCACCUCUUCGCGAGAUUUGCAGCUUAGCAAAGCGCUACAAUGCCUUAGUCUUUAUAGAUGAGUGCCAUGCUACCGGUUUUAUGGGACCAAAUGGAAGGGGCACAGAUGAGCUUCUCGGAGUCAUGGAUCAAGUGACAAUUGUGAAUUCUACCCUUGGCAAAGCACUGGGAGGGGCUGCAGGUGGGUACACCACUGGCCCAAAGCCUUUGAUUGACUUACUACGGCAGCGCUCUCGGCCAUACCUGUUCUCAAACACCCUUCCGCCAGCUGUUGUCGGCAGUGCCUCCAAAGCCUUGGACCUUCUCAUGGAAAGUAAUGAGAUUGCACAGUCAGUGGCUGCCAAAACAAAGCGAUUCCGUACUAAGAUGACAGAGGCAGGUUUCACCAUUUCUGGGAAGGAUCACCCCAUUUGCCCUGUGAUGCUCGGAGAUGCUCGUCUGGCAAGUCUGAUAGCAGAUGACUUGCUGCAGAGAGGUAUCUAUGUCAUUGGCUUCAGUUUCCCUGUAGUGCCCAAGGGCAAAGCUCGUAUCCGAGUUCAAAUUUCUACAGCACACAGCGACGAUGACAUUGACAACUGUGUACAAAUGUUCACCGAGGUUGGCCGUAAGCAUGGCGUCAUAUCCUGAUUAAUACAGGACCCUGAAACCACCAACAAAGGGCUGACCGGUAAUUCUAUUCCAACCAGUGGAGCAGAAGGCACGUGACCGGCACUACAAGAAUUCAAUGGAAACUUAAUUUAACAGAUCUAAAAAGCAACCUUAUUAUUUAUACACAACAGGACCCACCUAAUGGAAUUAAUUUCCAACAUAAGUAUUGAUCUGGGAUUAAAUAAUAAAGUGACUGCUGUCAUUUUUAAA